GACAUCUGUCAUCAUCAGAUGGGAAAAACAAAGAGAAAGCCUUCAAUCCGUCUCGUAUGGAGCUGCUGUGCUGACAGGAAAAAUCUUCCAUUGCAACAUAAUAACUAUUCUAAAGAAGACGGAAUAUCUCAUCACGGGACUCGGGAGGAAUAAGAAAAUGGUGGCCCUCCAAGAGACAGCGGAACGUUCUGACCGUUGACUUGCUCGCUGAGCUGGCACUAUUAGAGUCCUACUAUGGGCUGCUCACCUUCUCACAAUGGGAUCGUUAAAAUUCUCGCCAAGAACGCAGCCAAACCUUUGAAGAAAAACAAAUCCAUACUUCCACCUGAGGAGCAAAUCGAUGGAAUUACAAUUCCUUUGGGCGGCGAGAAAUUUCCAAGCUGCCACGACCUCAGCGAUGAAAAUAAACAGAAAUCCGGACCGAUAGAUUCAGAUCACCUGGAACGGGGCUUUUCUGAUGGGCCGUCUAGGAGUGGGUCGUUGUCAGAAGACCAAAGGAAGUAUGAAGCCCACGGAACGGCCGAUGAAGGGAUGGUCAAUCUGACAUACCAAAGGAGAAGAAGUGCGAGGAAAUACAGUUCAACCUGCUCAGAGCAAGAGCUGUCUCAAGACGCACAACGAGAGGGCAACCCCAAGAGGGGCAAGAAAUCCAAAAGCCGCAAGUCUGGGAAGCACGGCCGGCACGCAAAGCAGGGUCAGAUCGUUUUCCCUGAACCAGAAAAGAAAGUUGACUUCCCAGAACUCCUCGUCAAGGCUCACCAGGACGCCUACGCUUUCUUGAACCCCAACCUGUCAAAAUAUGAAGGUAUCAUUUCCAUGGCCAACCAGGCAACCCAGACCCAGCUUAUCAUGCAGCAGAUGGUCAGUUUCAUGGCACUGAGAUUUGAUGAGAUCAACCAGUGUUUGGGAGAAAUUGUGGAAGAUGGGGAAAAACUGUUGAAAGAUGUGGGGGGCAACCUCACCUGGCCAAGCGCAAAAGACAACCUUACAGAACAUCCGGACCUACUGCAACAGCUGCUCCAGUAUACAGUAAACAGAAUGCAGGCUGUCAAUGGCACCGUUGCAUCCUUAUCCACCAACGCCUUGCAGGAGACCUGUCUUUUGUUACAGUCUGCUGUGGACAGUUUUCAGGAAAAGCUAAAGAAGAAGGAGCACCAUGACGAACGCCUUCUAAAGAUGAUCAAGGCACUGGAGGACUCCACAACUGGUUCUACACAGCCCCGUCCAAAUGAUAUGACCCUUUAUUCCGAGGACAGUGGAUUCGGGGGUGAUGGGGAAUCUAUCAGAGGAUACAGAUCUCCGGGAAAGACAGAAAGCCGAGCAAGCAUUGCCACAUCUGGAUGUAUAAGUUUGGAAAAAAGUGAAGGAACCCUAUCGAAGGGAGGGUCAACCAACAUGGACGAUUCUCCAAAACAAGUGGACACUUCAAGAGUUUCCAAACAAAUCAGCAUCACCAGUAAUAAUUCAGCGGGCUCUCUUGGGACCUGUGCAACUCUAGAACAAGAGAGCGUCCUUAGUCAAGACCCAGAAGAUUCAAGCAGCAGCGAGGACAGCUAUGAAGAAAGCGAUGAUAACAAAAGUUUAUCGAGUCUGAUUACCUUACCGCCAAGGCCUCUCACCUCUCCAGCAGGAACAUGUGCUUUUAGACACUCACCUAAAUGGGUAGAAAACCCAGAAAAUGAAGAAAUGUCUCUGAAAAUGAAAGAAGCCAUCAGUGAAAAAAUCAAGUUUGUCCCUGGCAAGUCCAACAGUGACGUGUGGACAAGAGAGGAGAUAAGCCCAGAGCCGGUGAGGCCUAGUUCAGCAGAUGGAAGCAACAGGAGAGCUGCUCGGCACAGAAGGUCCAGGUCUGCAGAGUCACUGAAGAGCCAGGGUGAAGAUCCUACUCUUUUGGAACUUCAGAGGACUCAAAAAGAACUCACCAAAAAGUUGGAACAGCUGUAUUUACCAAAUGGAACUAGAAACAAAAAAGCACCGCAGAACCGCAGUAGUAGAUCCUUCGGGCAUACAGGAUGCAUCAGUGCUGCUUCAACCAACAAAUUAAAGGCCUGCCUCGAUAAGAGGUUUAAUAUAUUGCCUAGUCAGGAAUUAAUUCCAAUAAGGAAACCUAAUAUUGAUGUAGCAAUGUACCCGAAUACUAACCAAGACAGUCAUAUAAAAAGCACACCACUGCCGAAACAGGAUACAAAGAUUAUAGACAAUCCUACCAUCGUAGAGCAAAGGCUGGAAGGUAUUAUUUCUCCGCGGCAGUCGGUGCGCAAACUUAUUCAAGCUUUUAGCCCAGAAGACAAUCCAUUGAAAAACCUAAGUCGUAAAACAUUGGGACCGCUUAGAUGUGUUCGAAAAGUUGGAGUACCCGUCCUACCACCCACCAUUCCUGCCUGUAAAGGAUUACUGGAUUUAGAUAACAUCAGUGAUAAUUUGUCAACCGUUGAUGAGAAUCCUUCAAAUUCAAGUCCAAACAUCAUAGAAGGUUUAUUUAUGACUUCUUUGGGGUCUUCAGCAGCUCAGGAGUUACACAGGACUUACACCAAUGAAUGUGGGAUUGAAGACCCAGAGAACCUGCCUCCGCCUCCUCUCGAAAUCCUGAUGGAUGAUUCUUUCAGUUCACUUCAGUGUGAUGACCCUUACCGUAACAACUUACCUUGUCUAAUGAGGAAUGCCUCCACAGCUUCAAAAAUUAAAACAUCUAUGAACAUAAAAGACUUGUUACCAAAUAAAAAUAGUACUGAAUCAUUUAUGCCCACCUUCAAGACUUCUGGUAGAAAAGAGCCAGUCACUGGACUUAGAAAAUUCUCGGUGCCGUCCGAUCAACACAACAGAGUAAAAGACCCAGGACUAGACCCUAUGUGGAAAAAUGAAUUUGAGGACGUUGCACAUUUAUACAGGCAGUCACAUAAAAUAAUUCCUUUACAGAACCCAGGUGGGGGUGAAACGUUGAAGUCAAUCCCUCAUAUUGAUUCUGUGGAGCAAAGUACUUUACCUAAGCAAAAGCAAUGUUCUCCUGUGUUACAACGGAGUGAAAAGAGUGCAGCAACGCAGAGAAGAACUUCCCCGACUAGAGCAACAGCCUCUUCCCCAACAAAAACAACAGCCUCUUCCCAGACAAGAGCAACAGCCUCUUCCCCAACAAAAACAACGGCCUCUUCCCAGACAAGAGCAACAGCCUCUUCCCCAACAAAAACAACAGCCUCUUCACAGACAAGAGCAACAGCCUCCUCCCCAACAAAAACAACAGCCUCUUCCCCAACGAGAGCAACAGCCUCCUCCCCAACGAGAGCAACAGCCUCUUCCCCAACGAGAGCAACAGCCUCUUCCCCAACAAGAGCAACAGCCUCUUCCCCACCAAUAGAGAGAAAAACAGCAAGCCCUCCAACUGGCCAAGCUAUAAUUAAAACUCGCUCCCAGGUACAUCCUAGUCCUCCGCCAGUUCAGAAAAGCACCAGUCCUUCAUAUUCUUCCAGAGCACCAAGCCCUCCAAAUCAAUCCAAGCUGUCUAGUCCUCCAACCCUGCGCAAGUUAACAAGCCCUCCUCAGAUAAGGAGACAACAAAGUCCACCAAGUCAUCAAAGAAUGCCAAGUCCCCCUCAGAUACAGAGACAACAAAGCCCACCAAGUCAUCAAAGAAUGCCAAGCCCCCCUCAGAUACGGAGACAACAAAGUCCACCAAGUCAUCAAAGAACACCAAGCCCCCCUCAAAUACGACAACAACAAAGUCCACCAAGUCAGCGUAGGCUGCCAAGUCCUCCUCAGAUACGGAGACAACAAAGUCCACCAGGUCAGCCCAGGCUGCCAGGCCCCCCUCAAACACAAAAGCAACAAAGUCCACCAAGCCAACCUAGAGUGGCGAGCCCACCAAGCAGUCGACGUGAACCAAGUCCCCCUUCACAUUUCACACCUUCUCCCCCACUUUCUCCAUCCUUUACACAUGGGGGGUUAAGACGUAGCUCAGAUGAGUCACAGGCUUCCUCAAAAAUGUUUGGCAAUGCACAAUCAAUAUUUUGUCCAUCGUCUUCCUCCUUAUUUGAAACAAAACCUGCUCCUCCACCGUGCACAAGUAGUCCAGAAACUGCACCCAACCAAGCUUCAGUUUCUGUACUGAAACACAAUUUAUCGGGACGCCAGUAUGAUGACCGGCGCAGAAGUCUUGCAACAAGUGCAGCAAAUCCCCAACCUUUCGUUCGAAGAUGUUUUUCAGACCGCAGGCCGAGAGUCCAGCUACGUCUCCCAACGUCGAUCUCUACCUCUGCACUCAGUGAACCUGCUCUCCAGCAAACAGGGCCUGACGAAGCUGCGCGGAAAGACGGCCAAUCACGGACCAGUCCAGGCUUAACGGAUCCCAAAACUUCCAACCAGAAUUCCGCCCCUCCCGGGCUGUGUGUGGUGGGACAAGGCCUUCAGUGACGCCCCCUCUGGGCUGUGUGUGGUGGGACAAGGCCUUCAGUGCUGCCCCCUCUGGGCUGUGUGUGGUGGGACAAGGCCUUCAGUGAUGCCCCUUCCGGGCUGUGUGUGGUGGGACAAGGCCUUCAAUGACGCCCCCUCUGGGCUGUGUGUGGUGGGACAAGGCCUUCAGAGACGCCCCCUCUGGGCUGUGUGGGGUGGGACAAGGCCUUCAGUGACGCCCCCUCUGGGCUGUGUGUGGUGGGACAAGGCCUUCAAUGA
Messenger RNA from Rana temporaria (common frog), 4662 nucleotides. RefSeq names its product photoreceptor cilium actin regulator (gene PCARE). Bases 235 to 4404 code for a protein of 1389 amino acids. The record is from RefSeq and is a predicted model, not a curated record. NCBI's taxonomy places the organism in Eukaryota, Metazoa, Chordata, Amphibia, Anura, Ranidae. Gene Ontology annotation, biological process: protein localization to photoreceptor outer segment; photoreceptor cell outer segment organization. Gene Ontology annotation, cellular component: photoreceptor outer segment; photoreceptor inner segment. The transcript has 2 exons.